AAUGCCUCCGAAUAUAAGAGCGAAUAGGAGCAAAGCGUAACUGUCUUUUGAGAAUUUGAACAGAAGCGUAGUCAGCAAGCAAGGUGGACUGCAAAAGUUACUUUCAAGUCGAGAAAGCCGUUUGUAAAGAUCAUCUAUAAUUUUGGUAAGUGAUCAGUCAUGUUCAUUUUGUUGGUGUGUGAAUGGAAGAGCUCUUUAGGUGCCGCGAGUUUAGUGGUUUGUUGAAAUCUGUGCUUUGCAUCCUGAAGAGUUUUUUAAAUGGUCACUUCCUAACGGCCAACGAAGAAUGUUUAUGUGAAUUACAUGGUAUAUUCGUGCUUCGAUCACAGUUCCCGGCUUCGAAAGUGAUGGAUCUUACCAAACAGAAACAGACUGUAGCCACAUCUCGCAGGUCGAUUGUGACACGCAGUCAGACUGCAGCAACUCAAAUUAAACCUGAUUUAGGGAAGUUUACGUUUUCUAAACGGAAAGCGGAAUCUCCUGUAAAAAUGUUAAACAAAAAAUCUGUUUUUAGAGACCUUACCAACAAAGAGGUUCCAGAUGAGCCAGUGUUUGGAAAAUUUCAUGAUGAUAAAUUGGCAUUGGCUACAAAGAAACUUGCGAAAACUAAAAUCAGUGAACCCAUCAAGCGUAACACGCAGACUUCCCGCAACAAAGUGACAAAGUUUGGUUCAAAACAAACCGAAUCUGUUAUAAGCUCUUACUUUCGCAUCACAAAACAGGCUCCUAAAGUAACGCAAGAGAUUCCCACUUUUAAGAAACAAGAGAUUGCCAAGGCGUCGACUCAAAUACACCAAAAGGUACUUCCUCCCCGGAAAUUAAAAGCUGAACCAGGAAAAGCUUCUCAAGAGAACAAAGUACCUGCUGUUGAAGUUAGAAAAGAACGUACCUCAACAUCAAGUGAUAGUGACAUAUCUCCUCUGUAUGUAACGGCUUUGGAGAAUCUUUCCAGUCUAUCUGAAGACCAAAAUACAUCUGUAGCUACUAGCCCGGCCUGGGAUCCAGCUGCACCUCCAAAGCGAGUCUUGCCACCUGGCGUUGUAGAUUUUGAUGCAGAAAACUGGUCUGAUCCACUACAAGUUUCCAAUUAUGCAACUGACAUCUUUGAAUAUUUCAAAGGCAUUGAGCCCAAGUUUUGUAUAAAAGAUUACAUGUUCCUCCAAAAAGACUUGACAUCGGGAAUGAGAACAGUGGUCGUGGAUUGGAUGGUUGAAUUGCAGGAAAACUUUGAAUUGAAUCAUGAAACCCUGUACCUUGCAGUAAAAAUUCUUGAUACAUACUUGUCAAAAGUUUUAGUAAAAAAGACCAUGCUUCAAUUGGUCGCUGCUGCAUCACUUUUUGUCGCUAGUAAAUAUGAUGAGAGAUUUCCCCCCAGUAUUGAGGAUCAUUUGUAUGUAUGUGAAGGAGCGUACACCAAAUCUCAACUGAUGGAAAUGGAAAUAAGUAUUCUUAAGCAUAUUGACUACAACCUGGGUUUUCCAAUCUCAUACAGAUUUCUCAGGAGAUAUGCAAGGUUUGCCCAAGUUAGUAUGCCCACUCUCACCCUGGCCCGCUACAUACUGGAAUAUUCCCUUAUGGACUACUCCUUCGUUUCUCAAUCUGACUCAAAGCUUGCUGCGGCAGCAUUACUUUUGGCUUUAAAAAUGAAAGGUACCCAUGAAUGGUCACCAAAUCUUCAGUAUGCAUCAGGAUAUGCUGUGGAGGACUUAAAAGAAAGCACGGAAAGGCUGAAUGCCAUGUUGCACAGGAUUGCACGUAGUGGUCUCAAACUAAAUUCCAUCAAAAAUAAAUAUUCUCACAAGAUCUUCUUUGAAGUUGCAAAGAUGCCUCUACUGGAAGAUCUUAGUUUCUCCUGAUUCAUCGACUUUGACAAAUGGAAAUUAUGACUCUAAUCACAUUCUACCUACUCAUAAAUUUUAUAUUUAGUUUUUUAAUGAAUUACUUUAGGCAUAUUUGAUAUGUAUUGUAUUCUACUAAAAUAAUAGCCAUAUUUUGUAGUUCUCCUUUACACUUCUAGUAACUGUACUUUUUAUAUAUAUUCUUAUGACUGACCUGUACAUAUUGGCCACAGUUACACACUAAUAAAAUAAUUUUAACAUUUAAAAUUUUUUUUCA
Molecule: messenger RNA, 2115 nt
Organism: Gryllus bimaculatus (two-spotted cricket)
Lineage: Eukaryota; Metazoa; Arthropoda; Insecta; Orthoptera; Gryllidae
Source: the annotation of a GenBank genome assembly